Messenger RNA from Aaosphaeria arxii CBS 175.79, 1881 nucleotides. Its product is annotated as phthalate transporter. The transcript has 9 exons. Gene Ontology annotation, cellular component: membrane. Bases 1 to 1755 code for a protein of 584 amino acids. The record is from RefSeq and is a predicted model, not a curated record. NCBI's taxonomy places the organism in Eukaryota, Fungi, Ascomycota, Dothideomycetes, Pleosporales. Gene Ontology annotation, biological process: transmembrane transport. Gene Ontology annotation, molecular function: transmembrane transporter activity.
AUGUCUACAGUGAUACAGCUGGCGAGUGCCUCACACGGCAGUUCUACUCCGUCUUCGUCUACUUACGGAACUGUUGAUGGCAGAGCUGUCCUUGAAAAGGAUGGAUCGACCAUUGUUAUUGCGGAUGAUGUACCCGAGCUAGGCGUACCGCACGAGGAGAAGCGAUUUUGGUUCCAAAGGGCAAAGUCCGACUACGAUCCCGACGCAAUUGCAACACUUGUGGUUCAGCCUAGUGUUUUCGAUAACCCUGAGACGGCUAAGAAGUAUCAACCGCACGCCAAAUGGGAGAACCUCGAAAGAUUCAAUCCUUUGGCACGAUGGACCUGGAGAGAAGAAAACAAGCUUAUUCGAAAGAUCGACAUACGCAUCAUGGUGUUCGCAUGCAUUAUGUUCAUGGCAUUGGAAUUGGAUCGAGCCAACAUUCAACAAGCCAACACUGACAAUUUCCUCAAAGAUCUGCAUCUGACAACAAAUGAUUACAAUCUCGGCAAUACGGUUUUCAAGCUCAGCUUUCUCUGUGCCGAAUUACCUUCUCAGCUAGUGUCCAAAUGGAUCGGCCCAGAUCGUUGGAUCCCCAUGCAAAUGGUUCUCUGGUCCAUCGUCGCCUCUGCGCAGUACUGGCUUUCCGGGCGUGCGAGCUUUCUCGCAUGUAGGAGUCUUCUCGGCAUCUUACAGGGUGGUUUCAUUCCUGAUAUUAUCUUGUACCUUUCAUACUUCUACAAGCACCACGAACUCUCUCUUCGCCUCGGGUUCUUCUGGACGGCCAUGAGUACUGCCGACAUUCUCGCUGGCUUCUUCGCCUACGGCCUGCUGCGCCUUCGUGGAGUUGAAGGAAAGGAAGGUUGGCGUUGGUUGUUCCUGAUCGAGGGUCUUAUGACUCUCGUCGUCGGCCUCGCUGCCUUCGUACUGAUGCCCGCUGGCCCUUGCCAAACCAAGAGCUGGGCACGUGGAAAGAAAGGUUGGUUCACCGACAAAGAAGAAGAGAUCAUGGUGAACCGCGUCAUUCGAGACGACCCAUCGAAGAGCAGCAUGCACAACCGACAGCCAGUCACGCCGAAGCUCUUGUGGCAGAGCUUGAUGGACUACGAUCUUUGGCCGCUAUACAUCAUCGGACUCGUCUGGCAACUCCCAAUGACACCACCAAGCCAAUACCUCACCCUCUCCCUCCGAGGUCUAGGAUUCAACACCUUCGAAUCCAACCUCCUCGCCAUCCCCCACCAAUUCCUCCACAUCAUAUCCAUGCUCUCCCUCACCUACUCCGCCGAAAUCUUCAAGGAACUCACCUUCCACAGCAUGACCGGCCAGAUAUGGGUGAUACCGUUCCUGAUCUGGCUCGUCGUCGGCAACGUCGCCAAGGCGAACAAAUGGGUCGUCUGGGCCGUCAUCACCCUGCUCCUCAGCUACCCGACCGCGCAUCCCAUCCAGGUGGGCUGGAACUCGCGGAACUCGAACACCGUGCGCUCGAGGACCGUCUCCGCGGCUACGUACAACAUGUUCGUCCAGGCUUCGGGAAUUAUUGCUUCGAAUAUUUAUAGGAAAGACGACGCACCGAAUUACAAACGUGGCAACCGCUCGCUCUUGGGCAUCGCCAUCGGUAACAUAGGCAUCUACCUUCUGACCAAGGCGUACUACGUCUGGCGCAACAAGUCGCGCGACAAGAAGUGGAAUGCCAUGACCCGGGAGCAGCAGCUCGACUACCUAGAGAACACGACAGAUGAGGGAAAUAAGAGGUUGGAUUUCAGGUUUGCGCAUUAAGUGGUGUAGUGAUAGGAGGGGGAAAGAGAUGAAGGAAGGGUUGGGGGUAUGGAAGCGGAAUAGGAUGUUUGAGGGUCGGAGUAGUCGGUUCGACAUCCGGGUGAGAAGAAAUAUACUACGCUCAAU